This is a messenger RNA of Hemibagrus wyckioides, 4455 nucleotides long. RefSeq names its product hyaluronidase-4-like. The transcript has 4 exons. Gene Ontology annotation, molecular function: hyalurononglucosaminidase activity. Gene Ontology annotation, cellular component: acrosomal vesicle. Gene Ontology annotation, biological process: hyaluronan catabolic process; carbohydrate metabolic process. The record is from RefSeq and is a predicted model, not a curated record. NCBI's taxonomy places the organism in Eukaryota, Metazoa, Chordata, Actinopteri, Siluriformes, Bagridae. Bases 33 to 1571 code for a protein of 512 amino acids.
AUUCUCUGCCUCUGUAUAUAAAAGAGUGGUGUAUGAAUUGUGCUACAGAAACUAUGUUCACAUGCUGGGGACACAGAAAGGGCUGGGGACUCACAAAGGGCCAUGUAACGUGCGCCCAGGGCAGUGGUGCUGAAACAGACUCGCAGAAACCUCGAGUAAAAAUUACAGGCUCCACCUCACUGCUCACACGGAGACACAUGCAGCGACUUCCUUCCCUUGUCCUGUUGACCCUGGCUGGGUUGUGUCUCUCAGCAGCUCUUCCACCAACAGCUGCUCCACUUUUCACUAAACCGUUUGUGGUCCUAUGGAAUGCUCCCAUCUACAAAUGCGAUCAACUGCAGGUCCGUCUGGACAUGGACGUGUUUCAGGCCAUCACUACACCAGCCAAAGUCCCGAACCAAACUCUGACUCUCUUCUACAAAAAUCGAAUAGGGAGAUUUCCUUACACAGAUCUUAAAACUCUGACACAGUACAAUGGUGGCAUUCCACAGAAAGGAGACCUAAAUGCCAGUCUGCAAAAAGCAAAAACAGAGUUCAACCAGUACAUUCCAUCAUCGGUACCUGGUCUGGCUGUGCUUGACUGGGAGGAGUGGUUUCCUUUGUUUGAUAGAAAUGCGGACUUAAGAGAGAUCUAUAAAUCGCUGUCCAUAAACUACACCCUUCAGCAGAAUCCAUCCCUUACAAGAGAACAAGCUACCCUGAAAGCCAAAGAGCAAUUUAAUGAAGCUGCCAGAAGUUUCAUGGAAGAAACAUUAAAGUUAGGAAUCUCACAAAGACCAAAUUUCCUCUGGGGCUAUUAUUUGUAUCCUGACUGCUACAACUAUGAUUAUGAGAACCCAAGCUAUACAGGGAGAUGCUCUCAGACAACAAUAGAGUUAAAUACUGAACUUCACUGGCUGUGGGAAGCAAGCACUGCCUUCUUUCCAUCAGCAUACAUGCCAGUUUCUAUAAGUACAACCCAGAAAGCAGCUCUGUUCAUCCGAAAUCAGGUUCUAGAAGCGAUGAGAGUGGCAGGUGUGCCUCGGAAGCCCUACACUGCUCCUGUUUAUUUAUACCUGCGACCUCUUUUGCAAGGACAGAAGGAGCAAUACAUGCAAGAGGUUGAUCUGAUUCGGAGUAUUGGUGAGAGUGCAGCUCUGGGGACUGCUGGAUGUGUGUUAUGGGGGUCUAGCUAUGAUUUUAAUGACAAGGCAUCAUGUGAAGCCCUGUCUACAUACCUGUCUAGCACACUAAAUAAGUACGUGGUCAAUGUUACAACUGCGGCUGAACUGUGCAGUGACCUGCUGUGUGGAGGGAAUGGACGCUGUGUCCGUAAAAUCUACGACUCUGACGACUACCUACACCUCAAUAUAAACAGCUUUAAUAUACAGAAGAUUGAUGGGAUGUAUAAAGUCUUUGGGAAACCUUCUAAAACUGACCUCACUGCCUGGUCUGACCAGUUCACCUGUCAGUGUUAUGAGGACAAGAAAUGCUCAGCUCAAAUUCCCUCUGGAUUUGAGUAUAGGGAGAGGAGUGUCACUGGACACCUGACAGUACUGCUUGCUGUGUAUAUACUAGGUGAAUUGUCAUAGUUUUUGAGAAAGUCACCCAUUUAAUAUUGAGGGGGGAUGGUGGUAGCUUAGUGGUGAAGGUGUUAGAUUAUUGAUCAGAAGGUUGUAAGUUCAACUCCCAAGCCCAGGACAUGGAACCUCCUGCAAAGCAGCUUUCUCAACACUGGUGAUUUUAAUGACAAGGUAAUUCCAUGUGUUUUUAUAAAGCUUAUUAGUUUUCAGUUCCAUUUUGUUGAAUAUAGAAGAGUGAUGAGAGAUACAUUAAAAAGACUGCUUUUUUUUAUAUGCCAUGCAUUUGUACUUUUUAUUCACAUGGUUUUCUUCACUGGGUUUAGCUGUACAAUAUUUUCUAUUCUUUAACACCUGACUAAACCCAUCCAACUGCAAUAAUAUUUAGAAGACAAGUGAGACAAAUGUUCUGCACCAAAAUAUUUAGAUGUCUCUUCAUAUGAUUAAUAUAAGGUUAAAUAAUGUAACUUUUCUAUCAUUUAUGUAUGUUCACCCAAGCCUUUUUUUUCUCAGGAUGAUAUGAUGCUUAAAGUAGAAUAUAUAUAUAUAUAUAGGUACAUAACAUUAUGAGCAGUGACCAGUGAAGUGAAUAAGACUGAGUAUCUCCUCAUCAUGGCACCUGUUAGUGGGUGGGAUAUAUUAGGCAGCAAGUGAACAUUUUGUCCUCAGAGUUGAUGUGUUAGAAGCAGGAAAAAUGGAUAAGCGUAAGGAUUUAAGCGAGUUUGACGAAGGGCCAAAUGGUGAUGGCUAGACCACUGGAUCGGAGCAUCUCCAAAACUGCAGCUCUUGUGGGGUGUUCCCGGUCUGCAGUGGUCAGUAUCUAUCAAAAGUGGUCCAAGGAAAGAACAGUGGUGAACCAGCGACAGGGUCAUGGGCGGUCAAGGCUCAUUGAUGCACAUGGGGAGUGAAGGCUGGCCCGUGUGAUCCGAUCCAACAGACGAGCUGCUCUUGCUCAGAUUGCUGAAGAAGUUAAUGCUGGUUCUGAUAGAAAGGUGUCAGAAUAGCCGCAGACCAGUCAGGGUGUCCAUGCUGACCCCUGUGCACCACUGAAAGCGCCAUCAAUGGGCACAUGAGCACUGGACCACGGAGCAGUGGAAGAAGGUGGCCUGGUCUGAUGAAUCACGUUUUCUUUUAAAUCACAUGGAUGGCCGGGUGUGUGUAUGUGUGUGUCACUAUGGGAAGGAUGCACUAUGGUAAGAAGGCGAGCCAGCGGAGGCAGUGUUAUGCUCUGGGUAAUGUUCUGCUGGGAAUCCUUGGGUCCUGCCAUCCAUGUGGCUGUUACUUUGACACGUACCACCUGCCUAAGCAUUGUUGCAAACCAUGUACACCCUUUCAUGGCUAGGAAAAUGAUUAUAAAUUAAAAUAAAUAAUAAAACAAAAACAGUAUUUUGUCAUUGUACAUAACUCAAGUGAUGUUUAACAUAAAUAUAAUUAAAUGUGUGAAUUUCUAUCAAAUUAAUAGAAAGUUAAGGAUUAUAUAACCACAGGAAUGUGCAACUCCAAUGUUUUAAUCAUUAAACAGGACAUAGAUUGCAGUCUGUUUAAUGUGUGUUUUGGGAGGAAAGCCACUCAUCAAGGUCACAUUUGGAGUAAUGGAGAAUGAAAGUCAGCUUGAUGAUAAGAACUUAAACUCGAUGGAAACUUCUGAAAAUAGAACAAGUAAAUUAGGUGUGAGGAGCAUGAUGGUGGGUUGCACUACAGCAUCACAGCUCCAGGGUCUCUGAUUUAAUCCUGGUUGCUUUGUUUGUGGAAUUUUGCUUGUUUUCCUAGAGUUUCCAACACCCUUAUGAGAUUUUAUAAUGCAGUUGGAUCACAUUAAUUCUACCUGAAUUGAUCAUAUUCACUCAUAGAAUUCAAACUAGUACAUUGUUUAAAUUUAUUAUAUUUAGUUUAAACUUGAACCUCCAGGCCUUCUGGUGGUCCAGCGGCAGGAUCCUGCGCUCUCAUUACCAUGGCCUGGGUUCGAGUCCCAGGGAGAGAGUUAACCCAGCCUCUGAAGAGUUAACCCUCAGUCCCUGUCCCAAGCCUGGAUAAAAAUGAGAGGGUUGCGACAGGUAGGGCAUUUGGGGUUAAAUCCUGUUCCAAAUCGAAACAUGAGGACCAAAGGAUCCGCUGACUCCAAACAGGGAGCAGCAAAAAGAACAACAACGGUAUAAACAUGAAAUCAUAUUUUAAUGAGAAAUAUCCAUCUAUCCAUCCAUCCAUCCAUCCAUUCUGUACGCCACUUAUCCUACUGGGCUUCAGGGAAUCUGGAGCCUAUUCUAGGAGACUUGGGGCAGAAGGCAGGGUUCACCAUGGACUGGAUAUUACUGGCAGGUCUAUUGCGGUCACAAUCCUACACACACUCAUUCACACACUACGGACAAUUUAGAGAGGCCAACUGGCCCACAACGCAUGUCUUUGGACAGGAGGAAGAAGCCAAAUACCCUGAAGGCAUGGGGAAAACUCCAUAGCACAAGUGGGAAUCAAAUCCCCAACACAUGGAGAUGUGAGGCAAACCACCAAUGAGUGUGUAUAUGUGUGUGCACACUGCUGUUCCAGCCAGGGUGUACUGCUGUAUCACAAUAAAGCAGUUAGUAAAGAUGAAUGUUAACUGUGUUAAUUAUUAACUGUUAAAUAUCACAAAAAUAUUUGCAUGUCAAUCAAACGCAAUAAUGACACACACACACAAGGUAAGCAAUUUCAAGCAACGGCACCUAGGUAUUCAUAAAAGCAAAUAUGACAACCUUUGAUAAGAUGCUGGAAAGUACAUAUAAUGCUGCAGGUUUUCCACUGCAGUGGGCUGCUUAUUGCCUUAUUCAUCUCAGAACAGAUUCAUUGGUAUGUUUGCAUGAUCAUUCUUUAAAUUGACACCAACUUUAAAAUAUUUUGGAUGUUUUAAUGCCUGCGUAUUAUU